AUGGCAGGAGGCGCGGCGCGGUUCCUGCGGCGCGCGAGCGGGCGGGGCCUGAUGCUGCGGGAGCCGUCGGUACGGGUGCGCGAGGCGGCGGCGCAGCAGCUGGAGGAGCGCCAGAGCGACUGGGCCUACUCGAAGCCCGUGAUCGCGCUCGACAUGCUCUGGAACGCUGCUUUCGUCGGGAUCGCGAUCGCCGUUCUGGCGCUGAGCGCCGCGGAGGACCCGUCCGUGCCGCUGAGGGUGUGGAUUAUCGGCUACGCCUUCCAGUGCGCGGUCCACAUGGCAUGCGUGGUGGCCGAGUACCGGCGGAGGCUGCACGAGGCUCGCUUGGCAGAAAUGGAGGCGUCUCGGGGGUGGGAGAGCGGCGGGGAUUUGAAUUCGAAUUCUGGUUCCGGAAGUGAUGCGGAGGAUUACGCGGCUGAGGACGAUUCGGAUGAUAGUUUAGAUGGAAACAGUCUUGCAAAGAAUCUGGAGUCUGCCAACACAAUGUUUUCAUUUAUAUGGUGGAUUGUUGGGUUCUACUGGGUGACAGCCGGCGGUGACAAUUUGGUAACUGAUGCGCCGCAGUUAUACUGGCUUUCUGUUCUUUUUCUUGCUUUUGAUGUGGUUUUUGUUAUGAUCUGCGUUGCAGUCGCGUGCCUUAUUGGCAUUGCCAUUUGCUGUUGUCUCCCAUGCAUAAUUGCAAUCUUAUAUGUUGUCACAGAUCAGGAAGGAGCAACAAAAGAAGAUAUUGAUCGAUUGCCAAAGUUCAAGUUCCGCAAGAUAUCUAAUUUCGAGAAAGUUAAUGGAGAGAUCCAAGAAUCUUUUGGAGGAGUAAUGAUUGACUGCAACACUGAUCCACCGAUUGAACGCGUUCUUUCUCGAGAAGAUGCUGAAUGCUGCAUUUGUCUCUCUGCGUACGAUGAUGGGACCGAACUGCGUGAGCUUCCUUGCCAUCACCAUUUUCACUGUUCCUGCAUAGACAAGUGGUUACAUAUAAACGCAAUAUGCCCUCUGUGCAAGUUCAACAUUUUGAAGCCUGGUGGCGAAGAAGUAUGAAACCUCCAGUUUACUUUCUGCAUAUACUAGGAAACUGUUUUCGUUUUGUCUGUACAACACAAGUACCUUCCCUUCCGGAGAUGGCUUCGCAUGAGAAUCGCCAUCCAUGCAAACUUUUGUUUUGUUUUGUUAGUACUGUUAUUAUUGUCGUUGAAUAUUAUACGAGGUUUGGUAUAGAUUUGGUAUUCCCAGAUGAGAAAUUUAGUAUACA
Messenger RNA from Morus notabilis, 1246 nucleotides. Its product is annotated as E3 ubiquitin-protein ligase At4g11680. The record is from RefSeq and is a predicted model, not a curated record. NCBI's taxonomy places the organism in Eukaryota, Viridiplantae, Streptophyta, Magnoliopsida, Rosales, Moraceae. The transcript has 6 exons. Bases 1 to 1035 code for a protein of 344 amino acids.